This is a messenger RNA of Notodromas monacha, 3756 nucleotides long. The record is from the annotation of a GenBank genome assembly. NCBI's taxonomy places the organism in Eukaryota, Metazoa, Arthropoda, Ostracoda, Podocopida, Cyprididae.
GUAGAAACGUGAGUGUUUCACAUGAAGGUGAAAAUCCUCAACGCCGGAGGUCCCGGGGCUUCGGCCCGGACCUUGAGGUCUCGUGGUGGUAAGAGAAUCCGUAUGGAUGAACCCCCACCACCCGAAUAUGAUGCCAGUCCUCCACCAAUGACCCCUAUGACACCAUAUGAUUCCGGAACUGGUGAGGUUGAUACUGCGUACACUCCCUACUAUCAGCAUGCUCCUGCGACGCCGAUGGAAACGGAAUCUUAUUUGGAAUCAGAUGCCGGCAAUUAUGAUGAUGACGCAGAAGGAGAAAGCCCGAGGGCCAUGGAAGCCCCGGCGCCCGUUCGAAGAGGGCGCGGGCGUGGCAGAGGAAGAGGCCGAGGUGCUGCAAGAGGCUCAGCCGCUACUCAGCGAGGAAGACGUGUGCGGGGCGGAAGGCGUUCCAUUGGCGAACGGAUUGAAGAAGAAUCUCUGUACAACCUCGUUAAAGCUGGGAAGUCGGCGCUUCAAGUGAUUGUCGAUGACUGGAUUGAGUUCUAUAAAAUGAACAGGGACACUGCCUUGCUUCAGUUGCUUCAAUUCUUCAUAUCCGCUUCGGGUUGCAAGGGAAAGAUCACCCCUCAAAUGCAAACAUCCAUGGAGCACGCCGCGAUCAUUCGUCGUAUGACGGAAGAAUUCGACGAAGAGAGUGGGGAAUAUCCGCUCAUCCAAAGUGGUCUAGUGUGGAAGAAGUUUCGGAGCAGUUUUUGUGACUUCGUCGGAAUGCUCGUGAAACAGUGCCAGUAUUCCAUUAUUUAUGAUCAGUAUCUGAUGGACAACCUCAUUGCACUUCUUACGGGACUCUCAGAUUCUCAAGUUCGUGCAUUUCGUCACACGGCCACAUUGGCAGCCGUGAAAUUGAUGACUGCCUUAGUCGAUGUGGCGUUGACGGUCUCAGUGAACUUGGAUAACACACAGCGGCAAUAUAAUGCAGAGAGAAAUAAAAUAGGAGACAAGAGGGUCAGCGAUCGUCUGGAAAACUUGCUUUCUAAGCGUACCGAGUUGGAAGAAAAUAUGGAAGAAAUCAGAAAUAUGUUGACGUACAUGUUCAAGUCGGUGUUCGUUCAUCGAUAUCGGGACACUUUACCGGAAAUCCGGUCAAUGUGUAUGAGUGAAAUCGGGAUUUGGAUGAAAAAAUUCCACCAGAACUUCCUGGAUGAUUCCUACCUCAAAUACAUUGGAUGGACGCUUCACGACAAAGUUGGAGAGGUGCGUCUUCGUUGCUUGCAAGCAUUACAACCACUUUACGCCUCAGAAGAGCUGAAAGGAAAGCUGGAAUUGUUCACGUCGAAGUUCAAGGACCGAAUCGUGGCGAUGACCCUUGAUAAGGACUAUGACGUCGCUGUACAAGCUGUCAAGCUUGUUGUGUCUAUUCUCAAGCAUCACCGGGAUAUUCUAACGGACAAAGAUUGUGAACACGUUUACGAGUUGGUUUAUUCAUCUCAUCGCGCUGUCGCAUGUGCAGCGGGAGAAUUCUUGAAUGAAAGACUCUUCGUUCUCGAUGAAGAAUCAUCUGUGCCAAUGAAAACCAAGCGAGGGAAGAAACGGACUCCGAACACCCCACUGAUUCGGGAUCUGGUACAAUUUUUCAUCGAGUCUGAGCUGCAUGAACACGGUGCGUACUUGGUGGACUCCCUCAUCGACAGCAACGAAAUGAUGAAAGACUGGGAAUCCAUGACUGAUCUUCUGCUUGAAGAACCAGGCCCCGGAGAAGAACCACUUGACGAUCGACAGGAAUCGAGUUUGAUUGAAAUCAUGAUGUGCGCCGUGAAACAAGCAGCUCUAGGAGAACCUCCCAUUGGACGGGGACCGAACCGCAAAAAUGCGAGUGCGAAAGAGGUUAAGCAGAUUUCUGAUGACAAAGCAAAGCUCACGGAACAUUUCAUGCUAACGCUGCCGAGUCUUCUGGGCAAAUUUCUUGCCGAUCCAGAAAAAAUCGGCAGUCUGAUGGUUAUUCCGCAGUUUUUUGAUUUGGAGUUGUAUACGAACCGUCGACAAGAAAAGAAUUUGGAAGCUUUGCUGCAUCAAAUGAUCACAAUUGUUGACAAGCACACUGAUUUGGAGGUUUUGGACACGUGUGCGAAAACAUUGGAAGUGUUGUGCGAUGAGGAAUACGCUAUUUCCAGCAAAGCUAUGAUUUCCAGAGGGGUUUUGUUGGACAAUGUUGUAACAAAAUUCAAGGAGGCGUUGGACGAGUUUAAUUCUUUCGUUGCCGGAGGCGAAGAGCCGGAUGAAGACGAAAUCUUUGCAUUGGUCUCAUCGUCGAAAAAAGUUUCUGUGUUCUAUUCUUGUCAUAACCUGGGCCACCUUCAAGUCUGGGAUUUAUUGUUUCAGCAGAUGAAAGAUGCCAAAGAUGGUUGCAGCGCGUUGCCAACAGAGGCGAGUUUGAAGCUUAUUUUCCAUGCCGUGAAGUAUUGUAUAUCCAGCUGCCAGUUCGCACACAUGUGGGACCUGAUCUCAAUAGAAAACAUGCUCCAGGGUUCUGGACUGAAUGCCCACGUUCAAACGGAAAUCGAAGGCCUGAAAGCUCGAUUACGUGCAUAUAUUGAAACAGCUCUUGCGUUGAUUCAAUCUGCCUCGCACCCAGAAUACAAAGCAGAAGCAUUUCUGUGCGUCUGUGAUCUACUUAUCAUUUUUGGUGAUCAACUUGGGAGGAAUACUCAGGAAUUAUGCGCGCUUGUGUACAAUCCUGACAAGCACCUCCAGACCCUUUUGAAUGAUUUCAUCCAGUCGUAUGUGUUUGUGGAGUAUCAAGAAACUGAGGAACAGGAUGAACAUUUGAAGAUUGAAGAGUUGCACAAGAGACGAAACUACUUAGCUUCAUUUUGUAAGCUUAUUGUUUACUCGAUUCUUCCUACUCGUGCUGCUGCCGAUGUCUUCAAGCAUUACGUCAGGUUUUACAAUGAUUACGGGGACAUCAUCAAAGCGACGAUCGGAAAAGCAAGGGAAACAAACAAGGUUAACUGUGCUCGAACUAUGGCUCUUGCGUUAAUCAUGGCAUUCAAGGAAUUGCAGCAGGAAGGGAUCAACAAUCGAUUUUCAGACGAAUUCAUCGCCCUGAAGGAAUUGUCGAAACGGUUUGCAUUGAGCUUCGGUUUGGAUGCCGUGAAGAACAGAGAAGCUAUCACUGCGGCCCAUAGAGAAGGGAUCCUUUUUGCAGUCAACCCGGGUGACGGCGGAAUUUCUGACCCCACCCAGCCGCCUCCGAAUAUCGCAUUCCUUGACGUGCUGACUGAGUUCACGAACAAGUUAUUGAAGCAAGAUAAGCGCGUUGUACUGGCGUACCUGGAUAAGAGAAUCAGUUCUGCCGUACCAUCGAGUCGUGGCGAAGAGUGGCAACCUCUGCACGCCUACAGGAAUUCAUUGGUGCACGGAGAAGCAGAUGCACCAACAACUACAACCAGAAGAGCAUACACCCGCAAAAGAAAAGCGAAUAAGGAUGACGAAGACGAUGAAGACGACGACGAUGACGAUUCCCUCAUAAGUUGAGGCGAAAGUAACAUGGCAACAGCAGAUUUUUUCACGAAAUUUGUAUUUGAAUGGUCAAGUUGCGUUUAACUUCUAGAAAAGGUUUUUUUUUUUUUCUAAGCGAAAGUACAGGUAUUGAUUGUAUUGCUUGUGGAAGAUUUCCACCAUUUCUUGGAUUGUGAAAUUUCCUGUCUGACGAGGGUAUGUGCUUGUAAUAUUUGUACUUCAGUGGAAUAAAUAGCCGUCGAUUACCCCAAGUCAAAA